Messenger RNA from Paramuricea clavata, 2852 nucleotides. The record is from the annotation of a GenBank genome assembly. Lineage: Eukaryota; Metazoa; Cnidaria; Anthozoa; Malacalcyonacea; Plexauridae.
AUGCUUGCAGAUAGUGCAAACCCGGGUGAUUCGGCAGUACAUGAGUCGCAAUCAAGCAUGACGACCCAUGAACCUACAGAUGAUAUUGAAAAUCUUAAAGCAGGGCAGCUGGCUAACUGCGAAUCUAUUCGAUCUCUGGCACAAUCUGUUUCUCACAUCGCCUCUGUUAUUUCUCAAUUUCAAAAAAGAAACGAGGGUAUUUAUAACAAGGAUAUUAGUGAACACGAAGAAGUCCCUUUAGAGGGCGUUAAGCAAGCCGAGCAUGCAAAUCACGCCAACUCCGAAGACCCUAUUGUCUUGACACAAUUAAUUAUUUCAAGUGAAAACAAUAUAGAAGAAUGCACUCCCUCCUUGAAAGAAAACGCUUUUGAUUUAAGCUAUGACGAAAACCUUAAUAUAAAUCUAAAUGCGUCAAUUAUUGACUCAACCCAUCUGAACAGUCAACAAAAGCACACCUAUGCUGAUGCCGUACAAUUAAAUCCUGCAUUAAUAAACGCGCCAGAAAAUAGCUCUCCCGGCCACAAUGAGAAAGCAAAAAGAGAUUCACAAGCAAUUUUACCUAAUAAUUCAGAUGAAGGUUUCAUCGGAGUUGAGCGUAAAAAGAGAGCAAAAUACAAACAAUUCUUCGUUUCCUGCAUCGCUGAAUCCGUUAAUAAAGGUCAAAUCUACUCGUAGCUUGACAAUAGAAAUGUAACCCCAAUAAUAUUACCACUUUCCAAAGUAAACGUAGAGGCACAAUUUCGGCCAAGAUUUCUAUCCCUUUGGCUUCUAGUUCAGACGUACUUGUAGAAAACUUCUGGCCAAAACAUGUUCGCUGUAAGCCAUGGGUUCAAAAUGAACGCAAGGGAAAUCCUACCGUGCAGCAGAAUAUUAAGACCCCCGCGGGAAAUUCCUCAACGUAUGUAUAAUGGGUAGUACAAUACCAACAAGAGCAAAAACAGGAGACCAACAAGAGCAAAAACACGAGACCAAUACAUUAUGGUAUAACGGCUUCGAUACCAGGAAGAAUUACUGCUAGAAAUUCUAGAAGGGUCCCUAACCAAAAUAGAAGUAACCCCAGUAAUUUGAAGACAAUUAAGAUACUCAAAGAUGGACCCCCUCAAGCUAAGAUAACUCCAAAAUGUAUGGUCAAACAAUACCCGUUCAUUGGUCAAACCUGAUGCUCUACCAGCAUUGACAGGUGAACUUCUCCAUAACAAUAUAGACGUAUGUUUUAUUACAGAAACAUGGUUUCAUAAGUGCAUCCCCUCAACUUUAAUAUGUCCAAGUGGUUAUACUAUAGUUCGUAUGGAUCGCGAUCUUCGGCCAGGAGGUGGGGUUGCCAUCUUGUGUAGAAAUGAUUGGAAAAUUAUCAAUGUCGACCUCGAUAACAAUUUCGAACGUAUCUGGUGCGAAAUUCACACUAUGAAUAGUUCAUACUGCGUCUCUGUAGUGUAUCAUUCACCUGAGCCAAUUUACAACGAAUCUGAUUUGCUUAAUUUCUUAUCUGAAUACUGUGAGAAGAUUCUGUUAUUGCAACCUAAUGCCAAAAUAAUUAUUGCUGGUGAUGUAAAUCAACUGCGCAUGCACGACUUUUGCAUUCAGCACAACUUUGAUCAAAUCGUGAGGAAACCUACUAGAGGUUCUCGGAUACUGGAUGUUUUCUUGACAAAUAUCCCUCAUUUAUGGAAGGCUCCUAUUGUUUUUAGAUGUUUGGUACGCUCUGAUCAUUCUGCGGUUGUUGUGACUCCGCAGCUACCUGUUAAGCCUGAGAGAAAAUUUGUAUAUUUUCGUGAUGUGAGGUACACCACCGAAAAAUAAAAAUGGAGAAUAAAUUGAAGGUAUAUAUAUGACUGGAGCCGGAUUUACGAUGCCAACACUGACGAUGUUGACGAAGGAGUCGAGUUGUUGAAUGAAACUCUUUGUAAUAUGUUCAAUGAUUAAAGUCAAAAUGUCGACUCGUGACACAGGGAGCCCAUCCCAUAUCUUAUUGAAAGCAAAUAUUGAAUGUACAUAUAGUAUUUAUAUAGCUCAGUGCUGAAUCUAAGGGCGCGCGGCCUGCCUGUUGCGGGCUGGUUGCGGGCUGGCAAGAGCGCGAGAGCUAAAAAGGAAAAAAUAAAGGGAUGAAACAUUGGCGAAGGCUGUCCGAAUGUGUUCCACAGGUUGCUAUGACAAAUAAAAAAUAAGAGUUUUAUGUUGCCAUAAAGUAUACUAGGGCCUAUUCUUCGAUAUCGUUCGGUUAAACUGUUCAAAAUAAUUGCUUAUGAGAAUGUUUUUCUCGAUCGAUUGCACAUGAGUGAAUGUCUGGAUGUGUUCCAUAGGUUGCUAUGACACGACUAUUUCCGAUCUUGACACGAUACUUCUUCGGAGUCUCCCGUUGGCAAAUGGAGCAAAUAAGUCGAGAACGAAAUUCCCCCUUGUUGCUGAACAUAAUAAAUGAAUAUGUACGUAUUUAUAUGUGUUUUGGUAAAAUUAUUACUCUUGUUUUCUAUAUUUCUGACCAAAUAUCAAAUAAAGUGUGUUUUACUGUUUACAUGUAUCAUUAAAGUUUAUAAUAUCAUUUAUUUUAAUAACUUUAAUAUUUAUAAAGGUGUGAUACGGAUACCAUCAAUUCUGGUCUCAAUCAUGAGCAAAAAAAAGUAUUCGAUCUUGCUGCUGAAGGGCACAAUGUUUUCUUUGGUGGUCAAGGUGGUACUGGUAAGACUUUCACAGUUAAAAGGCUUGUGAGUUAUCUUUCUGCAACAAAGAAUGUUGCUGUAACUUGUACAACUGGCAUGGCAUGUGAUUUGUAUGAGAAGGCUAGCACUUUACAUGCUUUUGCUGGCAUUGUAAAUUCUCGAAUGAAUGUGUAUGAGUUAAUAGUAUGUGUAUGA